Molecule: messenger RNA, 1080 nt
Organism: Calliphora vicina (urban bluebottle blowfly)
Lineage: Eukaryota; Metazoa; Arthropoda; Insecta; Diptera; Calliphoridae
Exons: 1
Coding region: 1-1080 (359 amino acids)
Source: RefSeq, a predicted model, not a curated record
AUGGAAUCUAUUGCCAACUUAUUCGACGAUGGUUUGCUCGACUACGACGAGGCAAUGGAGAUUUCGGAGCCUGCGCCAUCGGCAACGUUGUCACCCGUCUCUAUUGAGGUACCUACCACAUCCCCUGUGACUUCAACAGCAUCGUCGUCAACUACUAAUACAUCAUCGUCGACAACUACUACUACUAUUACUACUUCGGAACCUGCUGCCCAACCAGCAGCAGUCAUAGCUACAAGUUCCGUAUCCGCUCCUAAUGCGGCACCAACGGAAGUGACGGGUUCGAAUAUGAAUGGUCGGGUUAAUGAUCCAUCGCGUCAAUGUAGACUCUGUAGGAAGUAUCACCCAUUACGAUUUUGUCGUGUAUUUUUGAGCAUGAGUUUUGAACGGCGCCUUCGCAUGGUGGUUUUACAUCGGUACUGCUCUAAAUGUUUAGCCCAUUCCCAUCUUGGAAAUGCAUGCCCCAGUACCUCGAAAUGCCGAAAUUGUCAGGGUGAUCACAACACUCUGUUACACUCGGACCGCAAACAAAAUACCAGCAACCACAAACGGUCCCGUAAAAAUCUAAAAUCGUGUCCACCUGUGUCUGUUUCGACUGGUUCCGAUUUACCUGUUCGGCAUGUAAUAAACUUUUCGCCUACAUUGAAAGUAGAGCUACAUUUGUCUGGGAAGUACAUACCGGUUCGCGCGAUUCUUGACUCGUGUUGCAAUAUUAGUUAUGUAUGUUCCUCGCUGAUUAAACAAUUAGGGUUACCCACCUCUCAGAUGGGAAAUAAUAGAUUUUGUCGUCUCACCAUUGGUUCCCUAUACGACCGGUCCCAGAAAAUUUGUAUUUCCGCACGGGUUACUGAAAUGGUAGGCAUACGGACACCAUCGGAAACCGUUCCGGAUAAUAUUAAAGAACAUUUUGCUGGAUUGGAACUUGCCGAUCCUUCUUUCAAUCAUUCCGGUAGGGUUGCCCUCGUUUUAGGUCCUGAAGUUAACCCACACAUUAUGAAAAACCGUAUAUAUUCGAACCCGGGACUUCCGAUGGCCCAAUACACCAUCUUUGGUUGGGUAAUUUCUGGGUCAUCUCCCUUUUAA